AGCAAAUCCGGUAAAAUAUUUAGCCGUGUGUUGAAGUGGCGAUAAAAGCAGAAGAGUCUACAUUAGGUGCUGCAGAAGGAUUUUACCACAUUUUUAAAACGCUGCUUCUUCUUAAUAAUUACGUGUAGCCAUUUUACAAGGAGUUUAACGUGACUGAUCAAUGUUUCUCUGUCCUUAACAUGGACUGUCGAAUACUGUCGAUUCAGAGUCACGUGGUUAGAGGAUACGUAGGAAACAAGGCAGCUACUUUUCCUUUGCAGGUGCUUGGCUUCGAAGUGGACUCUAUAAACUCAGUACAAUUCUCCAAUCACACAGGAUACGAGCACUGGAAAGGACAAGUGCUGACUGCUGAUGAGCUCCACGUCCUUUACGAAGGAAUUAAACUUAACAAAGUCAACCAUUAUGACUAUGUGCUUACAGGUUACUCCAGAGAUGUUUCUUUUCUGGAGAAGGUGGUGGACAUCGUACAGGAGCUGAAGCGUGCCAACCCCAGGCUUGUAUAUGUAUGUGAUCCAGUUAUGGGAGAUAAUGGAUCAAUGUACGUUCCAGAAGCCCUGCUGCCUGUCUACAGGGAAAAGGUGGUGCCAUUGUCUGACAUCAUAACGCCUAACCAUUUUGAGGCAGAGCUUCUUACAGGAAUGAAGAUCAGUACAGAAAAAGAUGCAGUAGAGGCAAUGGAUCUGCUGCAUGCUAUGGGUCCCGACACCGUUGUCAUCACCAGCUCAGACCUGCUCUCUCCUCUGGGGGAUCAGUAUUUAGUGGCCCUUGGGAGCCAGAACACAGUGAACGCUGAUGGAAGUAAAGAGAAGCAGAGGAUCAGAAUGGACAUUCCCAAAGUAGAUGCUGUGUUUGUAGGUACUGGGGACCUAUUUACUGCGCUGCUGUUAGCAUGGACCCACCACCACCCUAAAGACCUCAAAGCAGCCUGUGAGAAAACUGUUUCAGUGAUGCAGCAUGUCAUUAACAGGACUAUUGCCUACGCCAAGGACGUGGCUGGUCCUGACCGGAGACCGAGCCCUGCACAGCUGGAACUGAGAAUGGUGCAGAGUAAAGCAGACAUUGAGGAUCCUGCCAUAACCAUUAAUGCUAUUGUGCUCUAGAGUUUCACUUCAGCUAUCAUCCAGUGUGUGUCCUGACACAUAAAAGCUCUCUCAAAGAGCUCAUCUCACUUCAGAUAACACAAAUCCAUUAUUAUGUAAAGCAGGAAAAACUUGAGUGAAUGAAUGAGUGAAUGAAUGAGACUCAAACACAUGUAAAAUCACAGGUCAUCCAAAUACUAACUAAAGCCAUGGUGGUUUUUGUGUUCCACUUCAGUACUGUAUGCGAAUAACACAGAGUUUUUAAUAUUUUAUUAGAAUAAUGUGAGCGAAAGGAAGUCCUGAUCAGGAAUUACUGUAACCAGUCGGUCAGAUGUUUGCUGCUACAAUGGAGGAUUAUUUUAACGAAUUUAAAAAAUAUAUUAAGGAUAGUUCCUCAUUUUAAACAGAUGACAGUUUAACAGUUAGACACCACAUCCCUAUCAGAGUCUGCCACGAGCUUCACUUACAGUAAACUCAUUGUUCUACUGUCAUUCAAACCCUCCUCUUUUUUUUAACUUCUGUGCUUCAUACCGUCUGUAUUUCACUUCUGUCAUUAUGAAUAGUGUAAUGUUUCUCUAAUAAUGUUAGUCUUCUUAUUAGGGAAAUAUAACUUAAGGGACUUAUCUUUAUCAAAUCAUUCAGUAGCAAGAGUAGCCAGUACUGUCUUGCGUGUUAAGUGUUGCAUCUCUUGUGAAAUUUGCAAGAUUUAUGAUUUACAAAAUAGUUUUUUUUUUGUUUUACACAGAAUUUUGUUUCUGCUGUUCUUGCCUCAUUGUGGCAAAUGUGGUACUAAGUGCAAUAUCUAGAAAUGUUCCAUAAUCCACUUUAGCAAUUAUCUUUACUUUUUGUAAUGCUUCUAAUGAAUCUAUGCAUUUGAUCACAUUUUGUAGUCAGUGUAAAUGUCGCUGUAUAUCGGGACCUGAAAAUGCUGCAGUUUAUUAAUAUAGAAGAAUUAAAUGAUCACGUGUCUUUGUACAAGUAACUGCUGAAUUUUUAAUAUAGCAGUAAAAAUGAACACAUUAACUCACUUUUACUUAGCAACUACAUGAACUGUCUGCCUUUACUUUGUGAUUAUCUAAUGAUCCACCAGCUAACUAUGAUGAUUAUUAAAUAAAGAUAAUGUUCUUGAGCUCAGCAAA
Tachysurus vachellii is the source of this 2218-nucleotide messenger RNA. RefSeq names its product pyridoxal (pyridoxine, vitamin B6) kinase a (gene pdxka). Lineage: Eukaryota; Metazoa; Chordata; Actinopteri; Siluriformes; Bagridae. The record is from RefSeq and is a predicted model, not a curated record. Bases 180 to 1100 code for a protein of 306 amino acids. Gene Ontology annotation, cellular component: cytosol. The transcript has 11 exons. Gene Ontology annotation, biological process: pyridoxal 5'-phosphate salvage. Gene Ontology annotation, molecular function: pyridoxal kinase activity.